Messenger RNA from Linderina pennispora, 1989 nucleotides. RefSeq lists its product as uncharacterized. Bases 1 to 1989 code for a protein of 662 amino acids. Gene Ontology annotation, cellular component: cell septum; cell periphery. The transcript has 7 exons. The record is from RefSeq and is a predicted model, not a curated record. Lineage: Eukaryota; Fungi; Kickxellomycota; Kickxellomycetes; Kickxellales; Kickxellaceae. Gene Ontology annotation, molecular function: chitin synthase activity.
AUGCUGCUCGCAUUUGCAUGUGUGCUCAUGAUGAUGGUGCUCGUGAAAUUCCUCACCGCACUGCAGUUUGGCACCAAAAACCGUCCGAUUCCGCCGACACAAGAUGAGGCUAGCUUGGAGAAGACCAUUAAUUCGUUGGCAGGGCUCGAUUACGAAGACAAGCACAAGCUCAUUUUCAUCAUCUGCGACGGCAACAUUGUCGGUUCGGGGAAUGACCGGCCCACUCCGCGUAUUGUGCUGGAUAUCCUCGGAGUCGAUCCAGAUUUCGAGGGACAUGUCGUGCCGUUCAUGGUUGUAGCCAAAGUCGGUACGCCGGAGGAGAGCGAUCGCUCUGGGAACCGAGGCAAGCGCGAUUCGCAGAUUGUGCUAAUGUCGUACUUCCAGAAGCUCGAGAUGUACCACCAGAUGCGCCAUAUCAUUGGCAUGGACCCGCGCGAAUUCGAGUAUAUUUUGCAGGUCGAUGCCGAUACCGAAGUCAUGCCAGACUCGCUGUCGCGCCUCAUUGCUGCUUGCUCGUCAGACCAGCGCAUCAAUCAAAGCUGGACCACCAUGAUGCAGGUGUACGAGUACUUCAUCUCGCACCACAUGGCCAAGGCGUUCGAGUCGCUGUUUGGAUCAGUCACCUGUCUGCCAGGCUGCUUCUGUAUGUACCGACUGCGCAGUGCCGACGACAAGCCGCUGCUGAUCGCAAAGCCUGUUGUUGAGGCAUACUCGGAGCUGCAUGUCGACACGCUGCACAAGAAGAACCUGCUGUCGCUCGGCGAGGAUCGGUACCUGACAACGCUGAUGAUGAAGCAUUUCCCGAACUUCAAGCUCAAGUUUAUCCAGGAUGCCAAGUGCAAGACUAUUGCUCCCGAAAAGUGGGCCAUCCUGAUGUCACAGCGUCGUCGCUGGAUCAACUCAACCAUCCACAACCUUGCUGAGCUCAUGUUCCUGCCGGACAUGUCUGAUGUCGGCUACAUCUCGCUGAUUCUCAUCGGUGCUAUCUACGGCGUGCAGUCAAUCAUAUUCAUCAUGCGCCGUGAGUGGCAGCAUGUCGGCUGGAUGAUCAUAUACCUGAUGGCCUAUCCGCUGUGGUCGUUCGUCCUGCCUGUGUACUCGUUCUGGCAUAUGGAUGACUUCUCGUGGGGUAACACGCGCGUGGUGGUUGGCGAUGGCAAGCGCCAGCUGAUUGUGACUGACGACAAACCUUUCGAUCCAGCAUCGAUCCCGCACCGCCGCUGGGCUGAGUAUGAGCAGGAACUGGCAGCCGCUGGUGUUCUGAAUGCACCGCCGCCCAACAUGAACCCGAAUGCUGGCUCGCACAAGGAUGAUGAGCGCAUGUCAUCGUACAGUCAGCAAUCCGGGAUGAUAAUGAACCGGGUCGGAAGCAUGUACGGUGGCUACAAUGCGGCUCCAUCCGUCGUUGGCAGCAAUGUCAUGUCGAAUCCACCAGGCGUGCCAGACCAGCGCUAUUUGGCUGCUGUGACAAGCCCGAUGGGCCCGUAUGCGCCGUAUGCGACAGUCAAUAUGCAGGGUGCCGGCACAAUCGCGUCGCACGAGGCAUUGGCCAUGUAUAGCACUGUGAAUGGCAUGGGCGCGGUGGGCAGGUCCAUAUCGCCAGCUUCUGGACUGGUUCGGCCGAUGACCAUUGCGUCGUCCACCUCGCUGCACCACGACCUACAGACAGCGGUUGCGUCACAGGAGUACAUGUCGGCUGCCAUCAACAUGGGCGGCAAUACACCUGGCAAUCAGACAGUGCAGCACCAGCAGCAGCCGCUGCGCCCAAUGUCGACAUUCACGACUGGCGCCGCUACCGAGCAAGGCGCUGGCCCGUCUGACGAGCAGCUUGCUGAGGCUGUGCGUCGCAUAUUGGCCGAGUCGGACCUGUCAACCAUGACCAAGAAGCGGAUCCGUGCGCAGUUAGCGCAGGAGUUCAACAUGGACUUGACUGCUCGCAAGGACUUCAUCAGCAACGUUGUUGACCGGAUGCUGACAGGAACUCUCUAA